Molecule: messenger RNA, 576 nt
Organism: Symbiodinium necroappetens
Lineage: Eukaryota; Dinophyceae; Suessiales; Symbiodiniaceae
Source: the annotation of a GenBank genome assembly
AUGCGUGUGUCAAUAUGCCCGAUGGUGGAGCAAGCGCUGCUCGCAAGAAGGCGAAGCGGCCGAAACUUUGCUACAUCACCACGGGAAAAGCUUGGUGUCAGCUGGAAUUGCAGCGAGGAGGAAGUCCGGAAAGCCUUCCGCCAACGUGCGAAGGCCGUGCAUCCGGACAUGCAGCCUCCCGGCAGCGACAGCGAGGUUGCCGCGAAGAAGUUUCGUGAGCUCCAGGACGCUUAUGCCGAAGUGUUGCAGGAAAUGCGCGGCAUUGCAAGGAGACCAGACCGCAGGCAGAGGCACGAUGGGCCAGAACCUGCGUACAAGAGCAAAGAUUGGGAUGCGGCACGGCGUCAGCCACCUGCGAGUAAUCAGGGUCCGUCGGGCGUAUCGAUUGCAUCAUUCCUGGCAUGCACUGCCGCCAUCAUGUACAGCAUGUUCGGUCCGGCGGAAGAAGCGCUCGACCGUGAGGAGAAGCAGAACUUUGCUGCGAAGCGCGUGCGCCUUCGCCAGGAACAGGCAGAGCGUGAGCAACGUGAGCUGAAGCAGCAGCUGGAACGCCGCGCCGGACGGCCCACAGCAUAG